Messenger RNA from Elephantulus edwardii (Cape elephant shrew), 2049 nucleotides. It is a transcript of the gene FERMT1, whose product is annotated as fermitin family member 1. Lineage: Eukaryota; Metazoa; Chordata; Mammalia; Macroscelidea; Macroscelididae. The transcript is spliced from 14 exons. Gene Ontology annotation, biological process: cell-matrix adhesion; integrin-mediated signaling pathway. Gene Ontology annotation, molecular function: integrin binding. Gene Ontology annotation, cellular component: focal adhesion. The record is from RefSeq and is a predicted model, not a curated record. The coding region runs from base 13 to 2046 and encodes 677 amino acids.
GCUUUUGUCACCAUGCUCUCAUCUGGUGACUUUGCUUCUGCAUCCUGGGAGCUCGUGGUCCGUGUGGACCAUCCAAAUGAAGAGGAGCAGCGAGACAUCACCCUGAGGGUGUCCGGAGACCUGCAUGUCGGGGGAGUGAUGCUCAAGUUAGUAGAACAGAUCAACAUAAAGCAAGACUGGUCAGACUUUGCCCUUUGGUGGGAGCAAAAGCGGUGCUGGCUUCUGAAAACCCACUGGACCCUGGACAAAUGCGGGGUGCAGGCAGAUGCAAAGCUCCUCUUCACCCCUCAGCAUAAGAUGCUUCGCCUCCGGCUGCCGAACAUGAAGACAGUGAGACUGCGCGUUAGCUUCUCAGCUGUGGUUUUUAAAGCUGUCAGUGAUAUCUGCCGAACACUGAAUAUCAGAAGACCAGAAGAACUUUCUCUGUUAAAACCUUCUGCUGAUUAUUUUAAAAAGAAAAAGAAAAAAGAUAAAAAUAAUAAAGAACCUGUAAUUGAAGACGUUUUAAACCUGGAGAGUUCACCUACAACUUCUGGUUCACCAGUAAGUCCUGGUUUGUACAGUAAAACCAUGACUCCUACAUACGAUCCCGUCAAUGGAACGCCAGCAUCCUCCACCAUGACCUGGUUCAGCGACAGCCCUUUGGCCGAGCAGAGCUGCAGCAUCCUUGCUAUCAGCCAGCCCACCCAGUCACCAGAAGCGCUUGCUGACAUGUACCAGCCUCGGUCUCUGGUUGAUAAAGCCAAACUAAACGCAGGUUGGCUGGACUCCUCGCGCUCCCUCAUGGAACAAGGGAUCCGGGAGGAUGAGCAGCUGCUGUUGCGAUUUAAAUAUUACACUUUUUUCGACUUGAAUCCCAAAUAUGAUGCUGUCCGGAUAAACCAACUCUAUGAGCAAGCCAGGUGGUCCAUUCUCUUGGAAGAAAUCGACUGUACAGAAGAAGAGAUGUUGAUCUUUGCCGCAUUACAGUAUCACAUCAGCAAACUGUCAUUGUCAACUGACAUCCAGGAUUUCACAAAUGAGUCUGAGGUUGAUGAAGUGGAAGCAGCUCUUUCUAAUCUGGAAGUCACCCUCGAAGGUGGAAAAGCAGACAGCGCUUUGGAGGACAUUACUGAUAUCCCUAAGCUUGCAGAUAAUCUCAAGUUACAUAGGCCCAAGAAGCUAAUAUUAAAAGCUUUCAAACAAUACUGGUUCGUCUUUAAGGACACAUCUAUAGCCUACUUUAAAAAUAAAGAGCUUGAACAAGGAGAACCAGUAGAAAAACUGAAUCUUAGAGGCUGUGAAGUUGUGCCUGACGUGAACGUGGCGGGGAGAAAAUUUGGAAUCAAGUUACUAAUCCCUGUAGCUGAUGGAAUGAAUGAAGUGUAUCUGAGAUGUGACCACGAAAAUCAAUAUGCCCGAUGGAUGGCUGCCUGCAUGUUGGCAUCCAAGGGUAAAACCAUGGCCGACAGCUCCUACCAGCCAGAGGUACUGAGCAUCCUUUCAUUUCUAAGAAUGAAGAAUCGGAGCCCGGCGUCUCCAACAACUUCCAGCGCAGAGAACAUGGACAUGAACCCAGAGUGUUUUGUAUCUCCUCGGUGUGCAAAAAAGCACAAAUCAAAACAGCUGGCAGCCCGGAUCCUGGAAGCCCACCAGAAUGUGUCCCAGAUGCCUCUAGUCGAAGCCAAGCUGCAGUUCAUCCAGGCCUGGAGGUCUCUGCCUGAGUUUGGGCUCACUUACUACCUCGUCAGAUUUAAAGGAAGCAAGAAAGACGAUGUUCUGGGAGUUUCCUAUAACAGACUGAUUAGAAUCGACGCGGCCACUGGGAUUCCAAUCACGACAUGGAGAUUCACAAAUAUGAAACAGUGGAAUGUGAACUGGGAAAUCCGUCAGGUGGCCAUCGAGUUCGACCAGAACGUCUCCAUUGCGUUCACCUGCCUGAGUGCAGAUUGCAAGAUUGUACACGAGUACAUCGGGGGCUACAUCUUCUUGUCCACCCGCUCCAAGGACCAGAACGAAACGCUGGACGAGGAUCUGUUCCAUAAAUUGACUGGCGGUCAGGAAUGAAGC